Diachasmimorpha longicaudata is the source of this 2711-nucleotide messenger RNA. RefSeq lists its product as uncharacterized. Bases 1919 to 2452 code for a protein of 177 amino acids. NCBI's taxonomy places the organism in Eukaryota, Metazoa, Arthropoda, Insecta, Hymenoptera, Braconidae. The transcript is spliced from 4 exons. The record is from RefSeq and is a predicted model, not a curated record.
UAAACUGCAUUUUCCCGCGUAUGAAAAAAAAGUUAGUGAUGUGCAGAUUAUAGAAAGCGUUGGAUAACACUCAUUCGUUCUGGCCUCCGAUUCAUAACAUGCAUUUUAACCGAGUGAACAUCAUACCAUGAGGGUUAAGGAGUAAAGGGAGAGGAAGAGUCCUCAGAGGUGUACUCCAACACCAUCACUUCCCAUUCCGUAAUCCCGGACUAUUCAACAGGAUUAAGUGAUUCACAACGAGGAGAAGAUCUGAGCAAAUCCAAUCUGAAUCAUCUAUCACUCGUCCACUUUCGAUAGAAUCAUCAUCAUCAUCGAGGACAGCUAAGUCUCACGAAACAAAGAUCACUCUAUUAUGUACAAAAUAAACUGCACAUGCACAGAAUCACUGGGUAAUCGCUCAUCUUCUUCAACUGUGGCGCACUAUUUUGAGUAAUUGGGGGAUGAUACCAUGUCAUCUGGAUGUUGAUACUGGUGGAGAUGGAGCUCGGGGGCUUGUAAUUGCAAUGCGAGGCAACUUAUUGUUGAGAAUGCGAAAGCAGAGGUCCUAGGGAGUGUCUCCAGCAUCACCUGUUGGUUCGUGAUUCCCGGUCGUAGCGACGCCGACCUUUCACUCGUACAAUUCGCCACCUGUCUCGCUCCAGUGGAAGCUGCUCUGUAGCAUCCAGGACCAUUGCGCAAGCUCAAUCUCCCAAAUCAAUGUGUUAUAUCGUUUGUUAUUUUUCGCUUGCGGAUGUUUUGGAGGCGUUGAAAUGUUUCAAUUUGAGAUAUUUUUGAGUUUAGGGGUUCGGAGUAAUCGAAGAACAAGGUAGAGACAUGGGGAAAAAAUAUUUAAAAGAUUUCUGGGCACACGAAGGGAAUUAUCGAACGGAAUGUAAUCGUGGGGAUAAUGGGGACGCAAUGAAAAUUGGUAUUUCAUCUCUUGUACUUUAAAGAGCGGCCGGGAAAGUUUGACCUCUCACGGCUCGGAAAAUGAUAAAUCUUCGAAUUGUAAUUUAUACUGUCCUUUGUCUCAGGCUAAUGAUUAUUUAGAUUGAAUCGAGGCACUUGCGGAAGCUGCUUGCAACGGAGUUUCCAACAGCUUCCGCAAAAAUGGUCUUCAAUAGCUUGAAUUUUUAAGAAGUUUAAUUUUGAAAAAUUCGGCAAAAUGCAUCAUCUACCGAAUGUUAAUCCUCGAUUCAUUAGUCGAGGACUAAUAUUCAGUCGGAGGAUUAAUAUGCCUAGACUCUCCACUAAAUAUUAUCGGUCACACGUAAUCCGCUGCACGAUCCAUGUAUUUUUCACUGCUACGUUGCCAUACGAUAUUCUAUAGCAUGUGGAAACUGAAUUGUGCACACUAGUCCUGGCAACGUCGCUCGGGAAAUUUCUAUGAGCAAAUUGGUUGCAGAAGAAGCUUUACGCGGUUUUUUCCGUCCACACAAGAUAGAAUAAUUAAUUAACAGAAAAGGUGAUGGCCAUAGAUACCAUCGUCAUAAUCAAUGACAGGAAGACAUCGAGUGAAGGAUCCCUACAUUUUCAGUUUGUCAUUCGCAAUAUUUUAAUGGUUAUAGCAAAACGAUUGAAAGAGGUGGCGCGACGCCAAUUACACGUGUAUACGAAAAUUGUUUCCAUCCUAUAGAUAAUGAAAAAACGUGUGUUUGUCUCCCACGAUAUACAUACAAUUCCGCCACAGCUAUUCAAAUAAAGAAGCGCGUUAGUAUACUUCACCCCAUCCAUUAAAUUCAACCUAAUCAAGCUGAUUUAACUCUACGCAAUCAGAUGAUUUUCAAACGGUUGCCAAGAAAUUUCCCGAGAUCACACUAUUUACACAAAUGUGGACUAUGGUAAUUGCAUAUUAUUCCCUAUAAAUUGAGACUGGUAUGAUUUCAAUUAUCAGUCAACAGAUAAUCAUCGAACAGAGGAUCUCAAGUGACAGAUAGAAAUGUCUUUCAAAGUACUGUGCCUGACACUUAUAGCCUGCACUCUCGUCCAGGCGGCACCAAAACCUGAGGGGGGCCUCUUCGAUGUGGGUGGACUUUUCGAUCGAACCCAGGCGGCUAUUUCAAAGGUUUACAGUGAGAAUACAGAGAUUCUGCAAAACAAGGUCACUAAUUUGCGCAAAGUUGUGGAGGAAGGUGCUAAUGCAGCUGCAGCCGUUGUGAAAGCCGACGUCGAUCUCCUCGCAACCCCUGUUCGAUAUGGAAUCAAAUUUGUGAAGAAAGGUGUUGACUUGACUGAUAUCAGUGAUAUCAAAAGACAAACCGGAGAGGCCUUGUCCGAGAUUAUGCAGGAGAAUCACGCCAUUCUCACAGAUAAAGUUCAAAAAGUAAGUGAUGCUGCCGCAGGUGGUUAUGAAGCCGCUGUGAAAAAUUUCAAAGAUAAUAUUUUAAUUGUGAACACACCUGUCAGAAUAGCAUCUGAAGUAUUUAACCCCAAGACGCCAGAUUAUACUGGUGGAGAGGAAUUCGAUAAAUAAAUCAAUUACAGGGAUUAUUGAAAACUGAAACUGUUAUUUUUAAAUGUAUCUUUCGAUAAUACGGAUUAUUAACUCAGUGUAAAUAAAAAAAUUAUGAAACGACUCAUUAGUGUUACAUUGUUGAUUAACUAAAAAAGUAAGACGCGACGAAUGCAAUCCUCUCAGUUCUGUAUCUUGUAUUCUGCGAUUUCAUUAGAAAAGUGUUGGUUGUUCAAAAAAUAUCAACAAACAAAGCUCUCCAUGGAUUGUCAUCCAUCGC